This is a messenger RNA of Raphanus sativus (radish), 2695 nucleotides long. Its product is annotated as probable serine/threonine-protein kinase At1g09600. Lineage: Eukaryota; Viridiplantae; Streptophyta; Magnoliopsida; Brassicales; Brassicaceae. Gene Ontology annotation, biological process: protein phosphorylation; positive regulation of transcription elongation by RNA polymerase II. Gene Ontology annotation, cellular component: nucleus; cyclin-dependent protein kinase holoenzyme complex. The transcript has 7 exons. Gene Ontology annotation, molecular function: cyclin-dependent protein serine/threonine kinase activity; ATP binding; RNA polymerase II CTD heptapeptide repeat kinase activity. The record is from RefSeq and is a predicted model, not a curated record. The coding region runs from base 1 to 1860 and encodes 619 amino acids.
AUGGGCUGCAUUUUCUCAAAAAGAAAUACAGAAGAAGAAGAAGUUAAUAAUGUUCAACAUGAGAAGCUUCCAGAAACUGAAACAUCCUCAUCAGUUCAAUUGAUUGCACCAACAACCUCCCAGAAAGAUGACUUUUCACAUAAAUCCGUGGGGGACGGAAGCUCAUCAUCGCAUAAACCAUCUAGCGGAUUGAUUGUUCCCAUAGACGAUAGUGAUGGUAAAACGGUAAUUGUAGAGAGACCCACAAGGUCUCACCGGAGAUGUUCAACAGCAGAUGUUGGAACAGGAGGAGGAUUUCAAUUGUUUCAGCAGCCCCCGAGUAAUGUUAUCUCAAGUAGUCCCGAGUCUGAGCUCAUUGCAGCUGGAUGGCCUUCUUGGUUAACCUCUGUUGCAGGUGAAGCCAUCAAGGGUUGGGUUCCUCGGCCUGCAGAGUCCUUUGAGAAGUUGGACAAAAUUGGACAAGGGACUUAUAGUACGGUGUACAGAGCUCGUGAUCUUGAGACUGGUAAAAUGGUAGCCAUGAAGAAGGUUAGAUUCGUCAAUAUGGAUCCUGAGAGUGUGAGAUUCAUGGCAAGGGAAAUCAACAUCUUGCGCAAACUUGACCAUCCAAACGUUAUGAAGCUCGAGUGUCUUGUGACCUCAAAACUCUCUGGUAGCUUGUACCUUGUGUUUGAGUACAUGGAGCAUGAUCUUUCGGGUCUCGCGCUUAGACCCGGUGUCAAAUUCACAGAACCUCAGAUCAAAUGUUACAUGAAACAGCUGCUUAGCGGUCUUGAACAUUGCCACACCCGUGGAAUCCUCCACCGCGACAUCAAGGGUUCAAAUCUCUUGGUGAACAAUGACGGAGUUCUCAAGAUUGGAGAUUUUGGUCUGGCGAGUUUCUAUCAUCCAGAUCAAGAUGAACCCUUGACCAGCCGUGUAGUAACCUUGUGGUAUAGGGCCCCUGAGCUUCUACUGGGAGCUACAGAGUAUGGAGCCGGCAUAGAUCUCUGGAGUGUUGGUUGCAUUCUUACAGAACUUUUCUUAGGGAAACCAAUCAUGCCGGGAAGAACAGAGGUGGAGCAAAUGCAUAAGAUCUUCAAGUUGUGUGGUUCACCAUCCGAUGAUUACUGGAGAAAGACAAAGCUACCACUUGCGACAAGUUUCAAACCACAACAACCUUACAAACGUGUCCUUCUGGAGACAUUCAAGAGUUUGCCAUCUUCUGCUCUUGCUCUUGUUGACAAGCUUCUAUCCUUAGAACCAGAGAAGCGAGGCUCUUCUUCAUCAACGUUAAACAGCAAGUUCUUCACAACCGGACCACUCCCUUGUGAUGUAUCAAGUUUGCCCAAGUAUCCUCCAAGUAAGGAACUUGAUGCAAAGGUCCGUGAUGAAGAAGCAAGAAGAAAACGGGCCGAAACUGUGAAGGGACGUGAAGCUGAAUCAGUGAGAAGGGGUUCGAGAGACUUUAAUCCUGAGGAAGCCAGUAGAACAGGGACGAGAGGAGAGACGGGAAGAGGCGACAGAGAUAAAGGAUUCUCUCAUACAAAUUCAAUGAUUCACCCAAGCAUAACAGCAACAUGGAGUAAAAACGAGAGCACUAGGCACAAUGUAGUAGAGCUGAAAGCUACCCGAUCUAGCAAUGUGCCAAUGACAGGAAGAUACUUGUCUCCAUCAUUUAAAGAUGAUGCAGCCAUUGAACCCACAACGACGACAUACAGACGCAAGAAGAACAUUAUGCACUGUUCAGGUCCACUGAUGCCUCCAGGUGGAAAUAUUGAGGACAUUCUGAAAGAGCAUGAGAGGCAAAUCCAAGAGGCUGUAAGGAAAUCUCGGCUUGAGAAAUCUGCAACAAAGAAAAACCACAGAACAGGUUCAUAAAUAGAAGACAUGAGUGAAGCUUUGGUAACACCAAAAACCAUCACCUUAACUGGAAGAAGGAAGACUGACAAUGGCUAUCGGGCUCUGCUAUUCGGUUUUGUGCUGCAAUAGUGUGACAGUUCUUCAACAUCUUUUAGCAGGCCGUUGCCACCACAGCUAUGCUUGUGCUACUAAGCUCUGUAGUUAUGUGGUCAUUGUAAAUGGAAACUCAUUGUUUUCUCUCUCACUCACAUUUUGAUGAUUUGCAUUGAUCGUAUAAUGUGAACAAAACUUAGGUUAGUCCAUAAGGAGAAUGGUUAAAUUCACCACUCUUUGUAACCAACCAAACAAAGUGCUAUGUAAGGUUAGUUAAAAAGGUAAUAAAAUUAAAAAGGAUAAAUGCUAAAUUCUAAACACUUAAGGUUUAAACCCUAAACUAAAACAAUAAACUCUAGAUCCUAAACUCUAACAAUCAAUUAUGACUUUAGGGUUAAGGUUUUGAAUUUAGGGUUUAAAAUUUAGAGUUUUGGGUUUAGGGUUUAGGAUUUAAGAUUUAAAAUUUAGGGUUUAUGGUUUAGAGGUAUUGGAUUUAGGGUCUAGAGUUUAAGUAUUUCGGUUUAUAGUUUAGAGUUUCUAAUUUAGGGUUUAAGAUUUAGGGUUUAUGGUUCAUGGCUUAUGAUUUAGAGUUUAGAGUUUAAGAUUUAAAGUUUUGGGUUUAUGGUUGAUGGUUUAUGAUUUAGAGUUUAGGAUUUAGGAUUGAUGGUUAAGAUUUAGGGUGUAUUGUUUUAGUUUUAGGGUUUAGACUUUAAAUUUUUAGAGAUUAGAGUUUUGCAGCCAGUAUUAAUGUUGGUGUUAU